Cannabis sativa is the source of this 804-nucleotide messenger RNA. RefSeq lists its product as uncharacterized. The record is from RefSeq and is a predicted model, not a curated record. The transcript has a single exon. Lineage: Eukaryota; Viridiplantae; Streptophyta; Magnoliopsida; Rosales; Cannabaceae. Bases 1 to 804 code for a protein of 267 amino acids.
AUGUUGGAAAUUUAUGAGGCCGAUGAAAAUGGCUAUUACUUGGGUUUGCCGUGUUCGAUUGGGAGAAAUAAGAAUGUUAUCCUUGGUUUUCUUAAGGAUAAGCUUCAGAAGAGAAUUCAAGGGUGGAAAGGGCGUAUCUUAUCUCGUGCGAGAAAGGAGGUAUUGUUGAAAUUUGUUGCUCAAUUCUUGCCAAGUUAUGCUAUGAAUGUUUUCCUCUUGUCGUCAGACACUUGCAAGGAGUUAGAGUGGCUUAUGGCCAAGUUCUGGUGGCACUCAGAUUCAAGUAGCGGUAAGGGUAUUAAUUGGAUGAGCUGGGAGCGGUUGUGUCACCAUAAACAUGCAGGGGGAUUGGGAUUUCGAAUCUUGAGAGACUUUAAUUUGGCUCUUUUAGGGAAGCUAUAUUGGCGUUUGUUGGUUAAUACUGAUUCUUUGGUUAGUAGGCUUUAUAAGGCUAAAUAUUAUGCUACUGGUAAUCUGUUUUCAGCUGUAUUGGGAGACAAUCCUAGUUUCAUUUGGCGUAGUAUUCUUGAAGCAAAAGAUCUUAUCCACGCCUGUGCUCAAAGAACAAUUGCUAAUGGGAAAAAUGUCUCCAUUCUUAAUGAUCCUUGGCUUCCACAUAAUUCAAACAACUAUGUUGUCUCACGGCACCCUACUCUUGUGAAUAAGUCGGUCAGCUGCCUCUUUCAAGUCGGUACUCACGCGUGGGAUGAGGAUGUUGUGAGGGACCUGUUUGUUGCCCAUGAUCAGGACCUUAUUUUGUCCAUUCAACUUAGUGAUUCGGCCGCUAAUGAUGGUUGGAGUUAG